Molecule: messenger RNA, 4133 nt
Organism: Diaporthe batatas
Lineage: Eukaryota; Fungi; Ascomycota; Sordariomycetes; Diaporthales; Diaporthaceae
Exons: 2
Coding region: 455-3823 (1122 amino acids)
Source: RefSeq, a predicted model, not a curated record
GUUCACUCACCUGCCCGCCCUGUGAAGAACGACGUUGCUGAAACGGUUGCCCGUGGGCUCUUCGCCAACCUCGAGCCUCCUUACUAACUUGGCAUCUUUGCUGCCAACCUACACCACCGCAUAAAUUUAGACCAGAGAUAAUUGUCCUGCAUUGCACCUGCAACUUUGGCCCCAGUAUCGUCCCUUCCCAAAGCCUCCCACCCUAGACCGUCUCCCUGACUUGCCAUUGAUCACGGCCGUGUCGCCCCAGCAAGCAAGCCAGCCCGCCAGCCAGCCCUGUGAACGUUGCUGGCCUCGGCCUCACCUUCCCUCCUCCUUCGUGACACAAUGCCCCCGGACCGAGCCUGAGAAGCACGACUCAUCUUUCCGUCUGAAUUCCAAAACCCUGUCCUCAUCGCCCGCCGAACAUCGAGACACCCUCAUCACGAAGCCAACGGCAGCGCGCACGACAGCCAUGGAGCAGGAUCCAUAUUCCAAAAGGGGCCGGUUGAUGGGCAAGUUGUUUGGGAGGGAUCGCAAGACAUCGAACCCAGCCAACAACAAUAACAACAACAAUGAGGAUCUGAACAACUUCUUCCACAGCUCUCACGACAACCUCCCCGUCACGGUCAAUCACCCCGGGCCGCAAUUGUUGGCCAAGCUUGACACGUCCACCGCGAGGCGCUAUCCCAACGCCGCCGAGUAUGGUGCCCAGCAACAACAGCAGCAGCAGCAGCAGCAGCAGCAGCAGACACUCCAGCCAAGCGUCCCCAUUCGUACGCGCUCCCACAGCCCCAGGGUACGAAACAAGAAGGGUCUUGUCGUGAGAUUCGCCGAUACGCGCCCCGAGGUAAUUGGCGACGGUGGGGACGAGUGUAAUGUCCCGACCGCUGAGAUUGGGAAGAGGAAGAGGGCGCAGUCUGCCCCGCCGCCGGCGCAGUUGCAAAAGAUAGCCCGUCUUCGCGAGGGAGAGAGGGAGAGGGCAUAUUCGGAGACCCAACAGGAGGACUUCGUCCCACAACCCAUGAGACGUACACAGACAGGCUUCUCCACCAUCGCGGAUGCUCCUCCGCCGCCAGCACCCCCUGUACCCCCCGCCCCGGAACCCGGCCGUGAUCUCCCACCUGAGCCGCCGAAAGACGCGGAGGCGCCUGCGCCUGCUGCGCCUGCUGUGCCUGCUGUGCCUGCAGGCACUCCCAACGCCUCUCGGUUCCUGGACAAUUCAGUGGUGUCUAACGACGAAAAGAGGAAGUCUUUCAUCGAGAUAAACCAGGCCAAACAGCGCCAGGCUGAGGGCAUGGCGUUCGCACAAGCCGUUCGCCAGUCUUCCGCCCACUCCCUAGAACACCAGUGGGAGGAAAUCAGGCAAGGCGGCGUCGGACCCGGUACACCUACCGACUCUCGCGCUUCGGCGACGUCGUCAGUCGGCGCCGAGUCUCCGGAGAGCCAGUUCAGGAGGCCGCCGGUAGAACAAAGUCCCGCGUCGUCAAACUAUUCCCACACAUCUACCUCGAGCCCGAACAUGUCACAACGAUGGCCGUCGACCAGAGAGCCGCCGCCCAGGCCGACCGAAUCUCCGACGAAGCGAAAUGCCGCUGUGCCUGACGUUGCCACACCCGUUGACGACGCUCUGGAUGUAUUCGCUUCACGAACCCGCCACCUGUUCGAGCUGUUCCGUCUGCACGCAGAGCAGGUUAAGCCCUUCCUUUCAUGUUCCCUAGACGAGCUUGCUCGGGCGGCGCUUUGGUGGUUUUUAAAGGGUAGAAUGGCGCUGGAAAUGUCCAUCAGAGAGGCGCCACAGACACCGCAGACCCAAGGUCAAGUCUCAGCAGCCCGCCAACAAGCAUAUGCAGACCUGGCAAAGGCAUACUUCAUGUUUGAGGAAGUCGUUCCCGAGGUAAUGAGUCAGAAAAGCAGUUCCGUCGAAGCAGAAGUCCAGGAAGUCGGCCAGGCGAUAACGUCGCAAUUAAGAAAACUUUCCUCUUCCAUGAAGCGGAACGGCUUCUUACCCCCAGACGAUGCGCUCUUGCCACAGUCGCUCGAUCGAUCAAUUUGGGUAGAGUAUCCUGCCAUCAGUCAAGAUGUUGUGUCCUUGUUGUGGGGCUCCCGAGGCGGGUCCCUUGCACUACAACAACCCGUCACCAGGAUGCCAUUGCUCGCAACUUUGCCACUGGGCGACACAGUCGACAUGUUCUGCUACGGCCGCUAUUUCGUGGAUGUUUUCCUCAUGGAGCAAGGGAUGGAAAGCCACCCGCUACGCUUCCCCUGCCUGCUCUCCGUAACAAGAGCAACAAAACAAUCCAGCCUCGAGUUCUGUCUUGCAAGCCAGAACGGCGCAGUCCAGUUCCGCAUACAAAGCAACAAGGCGGCGGGCCCAACGUGGGAGGACGUGAAGUGGAGGGUGGAAAAAUGUUCCCUCGAGGUCAGGCUGCCUCGUGGCUUUGCGCUUGCUACCCAGUGUAGACCCCAAGAUUUCAAGCUCCUUUGGAGCAUGCAAGACUUCAAUGCCAAGUCACUCGCGACACUUCAGCCGCGAAAAGAAGAGGAAAUUGUCUUCAAGUCAACCCUGCGCAGCUUUCAGUAUUUCGAUUCCAACGCCCAGUCUGCGACAUUCCCCAAAGAGGCGGUUCGAGCUUGCGAUGUCGGUCUUUUCGAGAAGAUCCUCACGGAAGCAUCGCCGACAGGACAGAGAAAUUAUCACAGAGGCUUCCGCCUGGCUGUCGUAACCGGUCCGAGCACGAAGGUACUCAGUGCAGUCAACCAUGUGUACAGUCCACAGACACCAGUUCAGUUCGGAUUUCUACGCGGCGAGCACAACGAGCCAGCUCUUCUGCUCAGAUUUGAUGAUGGGAACUCAUCCGGUAGGAUGGUCAUGGCCUUCAAUGACGAGCCCGAGCGUCUUCGAUUCCAUAGUAUUUUGGCCGGCACGGUUGUCCAACAUGACGAGAAGGUUCACUCCGAAGUACCCAUUACUGGUUAUGCAGUGUCGCAUACUGUAAAAUCCGGGCCUAUGAAGGGCUUCUCGCAGCUGCCUUGGUCAAGAGUCAGGAUUAUCAAUGAGGACGCUGAGGACGAAAUUCCAGAAACAGUACUAUCGGAGAAGCUCAAGAUCGUGGUCGACUUCAAAUGCGGUACCAUCACCGACAGAGUCAAUGUUGAACCUGGGGAGCUGAAGAUUAGGCUACCUGUGAAGGACCAAUUGAGUCUCUCGAUUCUGCGGCAGCCACAAAAGGACUUGACGAUUGCCUUGUCAGAGUCUCAGGUUCCAAAGCAGACGCCCGAGGAGAUGUACCAGGCGCUUCAGACAACUAGUCGCGCAUCUUCGGUGCGUACGCUGACGUUCACCAGUCAAAGAAACUUGCACGAGUUCGAGGAGGCUUUGACAGGGUUCAAGGUGCUGUUUGAUGGAAUCGCAGCAACACUGGCCAUUUCCCGGCGACGCAUGGUGGUGCCAAUCUACAAGAAGUGGGAGGCAGGAACGACAAGAAUCCAGGUUGUUCAGUCCGAGAACAUCAUUCAGGUGCUUGCCUUCUUCGAGGACUUCCACCAUGGUGAAAGCAUGAGCUUUCCCCUGAAGCCGACCGACGUCUUCGAGACCGUUAGCCGCAGUAAGCUGUCGGGCAUCAAGAUUGACGACGCAAAGUUCCCGCUGCCACGCAGGCCGGAAGAUCAUGAGGGUUCAGCGGACGACGUUUCGUUUGUGUGCUUGGACCUGCCGGAGAUACCAGGAGAGCAUGACGAUAUCACGAUAUUAUUUGAGAGCGAAGAGACACGCGAUGAGCUCAUCCAGUGCUUGCCAGCACCAGUCAAGGGAUCCAAACUGGCGAGGAUGACUGGAAAAUAGAACGGACGGGCAUGAUGACGUACAAGCAUCUUGAUGGAAAUAUAGGACAUACCGUGCAAGAUUUGAGCGGCUGAUAGCUACAUAUACUCUUGCAUUUGCCGCAUGAGAUACCCCCUGCUUGAAAGUUGGAGUAGAUGAACCCUAGCUUCGAAGGAGGAGCGAGGCAGAGCGGGUUCUAGGAAGCGCGAGAGCGCGGAUCAUGGGAGGCCGAGCUCCUCGGUUGGACACAUGUCGGACAGAUUUUGGACACAUAGAGGAAUAGUAAAGUUGAACCACCUGUCCAAUCAAUAUAAUAGGACAUCACCACACA